AUGUCUUUGCAAUUAGCAUUCGAUAGAGUGAAGAAACACUCUCGUUUUUUGGCUACUGCCAACAAUUUGAAGUUAGCCCUAGCUUUGGAAUAUACUACCGGUGAUUUAAAAAUAGCAGUUGACGAUGACAGUACAGGUCCUUUGUUGAUGGGUCCAAACGGUUCUUUCCAUUUGGUGGAUGCCAAUGCGAUUUUAAGGUACGCAAUGGACGACUUUGUCGGUUCUCAAUCAAAAGAAUAUCUUGAUUCGUUGAAAAAAAUUGAAUCUUUGUUCUAUGGUGUAGAUACUUUGCCAAUUGAUCAAAUAGAUUCCUUGACAGCUACUUUGGCCUCUGCUUCUGAUUUCGUUGCCGAACCUGUGGAUGCCACUAAACUUAUCAUUUUCGCUAACGCUUUUGCCUUGAAUCAAUCUCAUUUCAAUGGAGUUACAUUCCCUGCAAAGAUUGCCAAAGCUGUUGAAAGUUUAGCUAAAUUCAUGCCUCGUGAUUUAUCAAACGUUAAGCAUACCGGCGAACAACGUGUUCAAGCUGGUUUGACAGUGGAAAAAUCAACAGGUGACAUCUUACCAAAAGAUGGAGAAAGAAACAUUCUAAUCACUUCUGCGUUACCAUACGUUAACAACGUCCCACAUUUGGGUAACAUUGUCGGUAGUGUUUUAUCCGCUGAUAUCUUCUCUCGUUAUUGUAAAACUAGAAAUUACAACACUUUGUUCAUUUGUGGUACUGAUGAAUAUGGUACCGCUACCGAAACUAAGGCCUUAGAAGAAGGUGUCACCCCUCGUGAGUUAUGUGAUAAAUACCAUGAAAUCCAUGCUCAAGUCUAUAAAUGGUUCCAAAUUGACUUCGAUUAUUUUGGUAGAACCACUACUGAAAAGCAAACUGAAAUCGCUCAAGAUAUUUUCUUGAAGUUGAACAAGAAUGGUUUCUUAGAAGAACAGUCUAUGAAACAACUAUACUGUCCUGUACACAAUUCCUUCUUGGCUGAUAGAUAUGUCGAAGGUGAAUGUCCAAAAUGUCAUUAUGAAGAUGCCCGUGGUGAUCAAUGUGACAAGUGUGGUGGUCUAUUAGAUGCAUUCGAAUUGAUUAACCCUCGUUGUAAACUAGACAAUGCUACUCCAGAACCAAAAUUCUCAGAUCAUAUCUUCUUGUCCUUAGAUAAGUUGGAAAAGAACAUUGCUGACUGGGUUGCAAAGGCCUCCGAUGAAGGUAACUGGUCAAAGAACUCUAAAACUAUCACUCAAUCCUGGUUGAAGGAUGGUCUACAUCCUCGUUGUAUCACCAGAGACUUAGUCUGGGGUACUCCAGUUCCAUUAGACAAAUAUAAGGAAAAGGUCUUGUAUGUUUGGUUCGACGCCACCAUCGGUUACGUUUCUAUUACCGCUAAUUACACUAAUGAAUGGCAAAAAUGGUGGAAGAAUCCAGAUAAUGUCAAACUAUAUCAAUUCAUGGGUAAAGACAACGUGCCAUUCCACACCGUUAUUUUCCCAGGUUCUGAAAUUGGUACUGAUGAUGGAUGGACUAUGUUGCAUCAUUUGAAUACUACUGAAUAUUUACAAUAUGAAGGUGGUAAGUUCUCAAAGAGUAGAGGUGUUGGUGUCUUCGGUAACAAUGCACAAGAUUCUGGUGUUUCACCAAGUGUAUGGAGAUACUAUUUGGCCUCUGUUAGACCAGAAUCCAGUGAUUCUCAUUUCUCAUGGGACGAUUUCGUUGCUAGAAACAACAGUGAGUUAUUGGCUAACUUGGGUAACUUUGUUAACAGAAUUAUUAAGUUUGUCAAUGCUAAGUACAACGGUGUUGUUCCAGCUUAUGAUCCAAAGAAAUUGGAAAAUUACGGUGGCUUAUGUUCUGAUAUCGAAAAGAUCUUGAACAACUAUAUCAGUGAGAUGGAACAAGCUCAUGAAAGACGUGGUUUGGAAUUAGCCAUGUCCUUGAGUGCUCGUGGUAAUCAAUUCUUACAAGAAAACAAAUUGGACAACACCUUGUUCUCCCAAAAUCCAGAUAAAUCCGAUGCUGUUGUCGGUGUUGCCUUAAACAUGGUUUACACUGUUGCUUCAAUAAUCUAUCCAUAUAUGCCAGAAACUUCAGAGGCAAUCUACAGAAUGUUGAACGUCCCACAAUUAAGAAUCGAUGAUAAAUUUAACUUGGCGAUCCAAGGUGGUCACAACAUUAACAAAGCAGAAUACUUAUUCCAACGUAUAGAUGAAAAGCAAAUAGACAGCUGGAGAAAGAAAUAUGGUGGUCAACAAGAGAAAUGA
Messenger RNA from Vanderwaltozyma polyspora DSM 70294, 2253 nucleotides. It is a transcript of the gene MES1, whose product is annotated as methionine--tRNA ligase MES1. The transcript has a single exon. The coding region runs from base 1 to 2253 and encodes 750 amino acids. Gene Ontology annotation, biological process: methionyl-tRNA aminoacylation. The record is from RefSeq and is a predicted model, not a curated record. Gene Ontology annotation, cellular component: cytosol; aminoacyl-tRNA synthetase multienzyme complex. Lineage: Eukaryota; Fungi; Ascomycota; Saccharomycetes; Saccharomycetales; Saccharomycetaceae. Gene Ontology annotation, molecular function: methionine-tRNA ligase activity; ATP binding.